AUGUCGUCACCAUCGCCUGAAUUCCAUUCUUCUCAAUUCUCAAUCACGUCCCCGCGUCGCAUCCCCAAAUCGAGGUUCACCUACAAACAACUGCAACAACUCAAAUCCUACAGUCCACAAACGCCUCUCCGCAUAAUUGCGCACGUAGAUCUCGAUGCCUUUUACGCCCAGUGCGAAACCGUUCGUCUCGGAAUCGACCCGUCCAAGCCUCUCGCUGUCCAACAAUGGCAGGGCCUCAUAGCAAUCAACUACCCCGCGCGUGCAUUCGGCUUAAAUCGACACGUCACGUCGACCGAGGCACUGAAGCAAUGUCCUGAGCUUAUACUGCAGCAUGUUGCGACAUGGAAAGAGGGAGAUGAGCAGUGGGCGUACCAUGAGAAUAGUUUCCGGGACAUGGCGACACACAAAGUUAGUUUGGACCCGUAUCGCAAGGAGAGCCGCAAGAUUUUGAAGUGCAUAAAAGAGAGCUUGCCGGAAAAAGAACAGCGGGUGGAGAAAGCGAGCAUUGACGAGGUCUUCAUGGACCUGAGCGCACAGGUGCAUACGAUUCUGUUGGAGAGAUACCCCGAGCUAAGAGGGCCCGCGCCCUAUGACGAUCCGACGGAAAGACUACCAAAGGUGCCUACAACGGUGCUUGACUGGGCUGCCGAUGCGCUCGUGGAAACCGGCGAGGAGGACGGAGAGGAUAGGGAUCCAGAUUGGGAUGAUGUGUGCAUGGUAAUUGGAUCGGAAAUUGUUCGGGACGUAAGAAGGCAUAUUAAAGACACUCUUGGAUAUACCUGUUCUGGCGGCGUCGCUAGAAACAAGAUGCUUGCAAAGCUGGGGUCAGGAUACAAGAAACCGAACCAGCAGACAGUUAUCCGAAACCGCGCAGUCGAGCAUUUCCUUUCGGAGAUGAAGUUUACCAAGAUCCGGAUGCUUGGAGGCAAGCUGGGCGAUGAAGUAGUUGCUACUUUUGGCACAGACAAAGUCAAGGAUCUCAUGGAGCAGCCGUUGGAUCAACUGAAGAAGCUGGGCGACGACACGGGUAGCUGGCUGUACUCGAUCAUCCGAGGCGAGGACAACAGCGAAGUCAACCCACGGACACAAAUCAAAAGCAUGCUCUCGGCAAAGUCUUUUCGACCAGCCAUUAAUUCUUUCGAGCAAGGCGUCCGGUGGCUGCGCAUCUUUGUCGCAGACAUCUUCUCCCGAUGCGUAGAAGAGGGUGUACUAGAAAAUAAGCGGCGACCAAAAACCAUCAACCUCCACCACCGACACGGCACACAAACACGAAGUCGCCAAGCGCCGAUUCCUCAGGGCAAACCGCUCUCCGAAGCCAUGUUGUUCGACAUUGCAAAGAACCUACUAGCCCAAAUAGUAGUUGACGGAAGAGCCUGGCCCUGCGCCAACCUCUCACUGAGCGUCGGUGGUUUCGAAGACGGCAUCACCAAUAACAAAGGCAUCGGCGGUUUCUUGGUCCGCGGCGAAGAAGCACGAGCCAUGCUGUCCACCAGCAGAGUGACAAGCAGCAGCGGCAGCAGUGAGCCUCCGGCAAAGCGGCGCCGAACAAAAGGCAACAUUGCGAAUUUCUUCUGUGCGCGCGACGACAAGAAGAAGGAUUUCGAUGCCGCGAGAGCGGUCCUGCUCAAGGCGCAUGCAGAGUCUACUAAGCAGGACUCGGAUGAUGAUGUCCUAGACGACGACGACAUGAUGGUAUCUGGUGCCCACGACCAUGAACUCCCGAGGCCAUGUACGCCGCCACUGCACCACCAGCACAUGGAUAAUACAAACUCUCCAAAUACACCACCCUCGGCACAAGUCCAACCCCAACUACAAUCACACUCCGCUUCUUCUUCUUCUUCUUCUUCUUCUUCUUCUUCUUCUUCUUCUUCUUCUUCUUCUUCUUCUUCUACUUGUCCACCUCGCAACCCCGAACCAGCACCACCCGAGACGACAUUUUUCUGCCCAAAAUGCAACAUGCACCUGCCUGUAGUCUCCAAAUCAGAACAUGCCGACUACCACUUUGCGCUGGACUUGUCCAAGGAAAUGCGGCAGGAAGAUAGGACGACCAUGGCGACGACGACGGGGAUAUCGCAGACGGCUGGUGGUAGUAGUGGUAGUAGUAGAAGAGGAGGGAAAGGCGCAGGUGCGGGUGCGGGUGCGGUAGUAGUAGUAGUCAUGAAGCGGAAAGUUGGAUUAUUGGUUUUUAAACUAAUCGAGUGGAUUGCACCCCGAGGCUUCCUUUAA
Exserohilum turcica Et28A is the source of this 2226-nucleotide messenger RNA. RefSeq lists its product as uncharacterized. The record is from RefSeq and is a predicted model, not a curated record. NCBI's taxonomy places the organism in Eukaryota, Fungi, Ascomycota, Dothideomycetes, Pleosporales, Pleosporaceae. The coding region runs from base 1 to 2226 and encodes 741 amino acids. The transcript has 3 exons. Gene Ontology annotation, molecular function: DNA-directed DNA polymerase activity; damaged DNA binding. Gene Ontology annotation, cellular component: nucleus; site of double-strand break; replication fork. Gene Ontology annotation, biological process: error-prone translesion synthesis; response to radiation.